Messenger RNA from Daphnia carinata, 752 nucleotides. RefSeq lists its product as uncharacterized. The record is from RefSeq and is a predicted model, not a curated record. The transcript has 4 exons. Gene Ontology annotation, cellular component: mitochondrion. NCBI's taxonomy places the organism in Eukaryota, Metazoa, Arthropoda, Branchiopoda, Diplostraca, Daphniidae. Gene Ontology annotation, biological process: mitochondrial respiratory chain complex I assembly. Bases 91 to 708 code for a protein of 205 amino acids.
UGCGCGGAACACAUAUUUUUUAAGCAUGCAACGUGAUUAAAAUUGAGGUUUCUUGUUUAUGAGAAGAAAACCAACGUGUUUUACAUAGAAAUGGCCCUUCGCAAAGGUACCAUAACUGAAAUACCACCUGGUGCUGUUAGAUUGACGCCAGAAGAAGCUGUACUAUAUCAGUUUGAUGCGGUUAAGAAGUGGAAACCUCAGUCCGAAAUGUGGCCUUUGAUGUAUGGCUCUCUUGGCGUGGGCGUAACCAACUCUCUCUCUGGCGUCUUUAUCAAUGAAUGUUUUAGGAGACAAUGUUUACUGCCAAAAUCUGCCCUUUUCCUGAUUGGUAUGCCUAUCAUUACAGUUUCGUCUCUUGCUGUCACAUUUCUUCAUCAUAAGUAUGUAACUUCAGAUUUGCUGCUAAUGAAUAGUCCUUGUAUGCCCUGUGUACAAGGCAGGACAGUCCUACUCGUUGGUUUACUUGGAACACUUUACCCCUUAAUUGGAUCUUCUUUUGGGAGCAUGUUGCAAGCACAGAGGAUGGACACCAUUUACUUACCUUCAUUGGGAAAAGAAACAAAGAAAUUUUUCCAAACUUGGCAGCAGAUGGUGCAAAAAAAUAAUAAUUUUCUCACCAAAGUUCUUGCGGUGAAUGUGAUUGUGGCUGUCAUCGUCGCACAUUUACAGCUGAAAGCCUUCUAUCGGUUUAACCAACAAGAUCAUUGAAAUUUUUUGGCUAGUCAGAGUAAUACAUUUUCCUAGAUACAUUA